Molecule: messenger RNA, 396 nt
Organism: Zasmidium cellare ATCC 36951
Lineage: Eukaryota; Fungi; Ascomycota; Dothideomycetes; Mycosphaerellales; Mycosphaerellaceae
Exons: 1
Coding region: 1-396 (131 amino acids)
Source: RefSeq, a predicted model, not a curated record
AUGAAACAGAUGAAGCCCACGAUGUUGACCUUCAGCGAACACAAGGUCCAACGAGUCUUGGACUCGCUCAGAGACCUGAACCCCACAGAAUUCGGCGACUUUCAACAAGUACUGCAAAACUACGAGCCGGAGAAGAGGAAUGACGAGUGCGGUUUCCUCAAACUCCCUGCCGAGAUCCGAAAUCGCAUCUACCACUACGUCGCCGAGGAUGCACAUGCUGCAUUUGUUGUUCCCAAGAAUAUUUCGGCUACUGAGGACACAAAGCUUGCUCUAACCCUGCGAGACAAGGAUGGCAAGAAGGUGCGACCAGGCCUUCUCGGCACCUGCCGCCAGAUCUUCAAGGAGUUCCAUGGCAUAUUCUACAGCGCAGACCACAUCAAAGCAUGGGUCUGGUGA